Molecule: messenger RNA, 1194 nt
Organism: Olea europaea var. sylvestris
Lineage: Eukaryota; Viridiplantae; Streptophyta; Magnoliopsida; Lamiales; Oleaceae
Product: probable LRR receptor-like serine/threonine-protein kinase At3g47570
Exons: 3
Coding region: 1-1194 (397 amino acids)
Biological process (GO): protein phosphorylation
Molecular function (GO): protein kinase activity; ATP binding; protein binding
Source: RefSeq, a predicted model, not a curated record
AUGACUGGUAACUCUUUUAUUGGCACUAUACCUGACUUUGGGAAUUUAAGACACGUACAACGCCUUGUGAUUGGAGGAAAUAACUUGACUGGAGAAUCCUUGAGGCUAUUCUCUUCGUUAACGAACUGCCAGGAUUUAGAGAUUCUUGAAGUAGCUGCAAAUAAGCUAAGUGGUGUCCUCCCAACUUCCAUUGAGAAUUUAUCAUCUUCUCUUCGGAUAGUGAGAGCAUUUGAAUGCAACAUUAGCGGUGUUAUUCCUCUCGAGAUUGGAAACUUAACAAGUUUGGAAGAUUUUUAUUUAGAAAACAAUCAGUUGACAGGAUUCAUCUCCCGAACAGUUGGAAAAUUAAAAAGUCUUCAACGCUUAUAUCUUCAACACAACAAACUAGAUGGACAUAUCCCUGCUGAGCUUUGCCAGUUAAGCAAUUUGGGGCACUUGUACCUAAGUGACAAUAGGCUCUCUGGAUCAAUUCCUCCAUGCUUGGGUGACUUUAAGUACCUGAGAAGAGUCUACUUAGACUCCAACAAAUUGGAAUCCACUGUACCAUUAAACUUCUGGAACCUUAAUGAUCUCCUACAACUAAAUUUGCCUCAUAAUAGUUUAAGUGGUCUUCUACCUUCUGAGAUUGAAAAUUUGAAGGUCAUCAAAGACGUAGACUUAUCUUGGAAUCAUUUCUCAGGAUUGAUUCCAAAGUCAUUAGAAACACUCAAGUAUGUACAAUAUUUUGACAUUGCUCACAACAGAUUAGAAGGAGAGAUUCCCAUCGGGGGUAAUUUUGCAAACUUCACAACUCAAUCAUUUAUGCAGAACUAUGCCCUCUGUAGUGAGGAACGAAUACAGUUUCCACAUUGUAGAAAGACUCUUAAAAGAUCAAAGUUGAAGAAUGUGGUUCCAUUACUGAAAUAUAUUCUCGCCCGUAUCAUAUCUAUUAUCCUUGCAGUGACCUUAACACUUUCAGUGAUUGAAUGGAGAAGGAUUUCUUAUCGAGAACUUUGGGAUGCAACAAAUGGCUUUAGUGAAAGCAAAAUACUUGAAAGUGGAAGUUUUGGUACAGUAUAUGGAGGGACACUUUCUGAUGGAUUAAAUGUUGCAGUAAAAGUUUUCAAUUUGGAGUCAGAAGAAGAAAGAGCAACUAAGAGCUUCGGUACAGAAAGUCAGGUGCUAAGCAUCAUUCGCCAUAGGAAUUUAGUGUGA